Messenger RNA from Pseudogymnoascus destructans, 198 nucleotides. RefSeq lists its product as uncharacterized. The coding region runs from base 1 to 198 and encodes 65 amino acids. Lineage: Eukaryota; Fungi; Ascomycota; Leotiomycetes; Thelebolales; Thelebolaceae. The transcript has 2 exons. The record is from RefSeq and is a predicted model, not a curated record.
AUGGACUCUCAUCUAUACGAGACUCUUAACGAUGUCGCUAGUACCGCAGGCGAGAAGGAUGGCGACAGAGUGCUCAUUGAUGGAGAGGCAAAGGAGGGAAAGCAUCCCGCUCCCUCAACUUCCUCCCACAUCUCCUCGCCGCAUGCCGCAUGCCGCAUCCCGCAUCGCAUCCCGCAUGCCGCAUCCCGCAUCCCAUAA